Messenger RNA from Neoarius graeffei (lesser salmon catfish), 280 nucleotides. RefSeq names its product RIIa domain-containing protein 1-like. The transcript has 4 exons. NCBI's taxonomy places the organism in Eukaryota, Metazoa, Chordata, Actinopteri, Siluriformes, Ariidae. Bases 11 to 280 code for a protein of 89 amino acids. The record is from RefSeq and is a predicted model, not a curated record.
GAGAGCAAUAAUGGCGGGCUUGGAGAAAGCUGACAUAGGGGCACUGAGCCAUGAGCAGCAGGAAGAACUGCGCCAGUUUAAGAUCAAGACAAGAAUAGCGAAUGAACUGUAUCUGAGAGCUCAUCCAGAAGUGGAAAUUCUGCUGGGUGAUUUCCUACGAGAUGUGUUUCUUAAAAGACCUACAGAUGUCCGUGAAUUUGCUGCAGAUCACUUCAGUGAUCCAGACCUACCAAGGAAAAUUCAGAUGAAAUUGGAAGAGAAGACUUCAAUGAAAAUAUGA